Messenger RNA from Cylicocyclus nassatus, 2240 nucleotides. The record is from the annotation of a GenBank genome assembly. Lineage: Eukaryota; Metazoa; Nematoda; Chromadorea; Rhabditida; Strongylidae.
AUGAUCGAGCGACGUCGCCUCCCAUCUGCAUCGUACUGUUCGCCUGUUGAAGAUGAGCAUUGGUCACGUUGUCUGUUCGCUGAACAGCCUGUAGUGAUCAUAGGCGGAAAUCGCGAUGCUACACAAAUCGCACGUCAUGUCGCUAAUAAAUUGCCUGGAGCGUCACCAUUUUUCGUCAUGGACAUGCCAUCAGUGAUGGCACGUGUUGACGAUUGGCAAGAACGUCUACCACGCGUACAGGCAUACUACGCUCUACGUUGUAACGCAGAUCCCGUAUUAGCCAGAAUGCUUGCCGAUUCGGCACAACUUGGAUUUGCUGUCUCAAAUGCAGAAGAACUGGCAAUGGCACUUGAACUUGUUUCGGCCGAUCGAAUCAUCUUUGACUGUCCACUUUGGACUCGCAAGAUUAUGAAAAUUGCUGGAGAAUUUGAAGUUGGAACUAUUGUCAUCGAAAAUGAGAAACAACUGCUGGAUGCUAUUAGCUAUGCACCCAAAGCUCGCAUACUAAUUGCCAUCUCGAUGAAUGGACAUAGUGAUGCUGACGACUCGCUAACAACUGAAAAAGGCGCUGAUCCGGAAGAAGUUGAAAAUCUGCUGAUGACUGCGUUUGAAAUGCGCGCCAAAGUCGUUGGAAUGAGCUUCAACUUGGGAGCAGCCACUUCGGCCUGCGCUUACUACAAAGCUCUUCAUGAAGUCCACGAGCUUUUCAUGUUUGCCAAUCGCAUUGGCCUCCAGCUCGACACUAUCAACCUUGGAGGCGGCUUUCCAGCAAGCAACAUUGACAAAGACCAACGCUUUCCAGAGAUGUGUGAUGUGAUCAACACUGGUUUGGAUCAGCUGUUUUGGAGCAGAGAGUUCCCAAAACUUAAAGUUGUUGCAACACCUGGAAGAUACUUUGCUGCUGCAGCAUUCGUACUCUGCACUAAUGUGAUUGGAAAGCAAGCUCUUGAGGCUCGUUUCAUCACUAAAGAUGAUUUCGAUGAUGGUGUCGGUUAUGUCUAUCAGAUCAAUGACAGCAUUUUUGGUUCAUUCGGUUGUGUGCUAGAAAACUCGCAUCUGGAAUGCAUCCCUCUAGAAGACGUCGCUGAUGCCCCACAGCACUUCGGCACUGUGCUGGGCGCUUCGCUUCAACCUGGCGACGUCGCCCAAUCGCUAAUUCGUUGCCGCCAGCUACGUGUAGGUGAUUGGCUACUCUGGAGAGAUGCUGGAGCGUAUACGAUGCCGCUCGAUGCCGAACAUGCGGCACCGCCGGUGUAUUAUUUCGCCGGCGUUGAUAAGUGGGAGCGUAUUAUUGGAAUUCAUAACAAAGCGACUGGUGGCGCCUAUGCUACCAGCGCUAACGCUAAUAACAGCUCGGAUACGAUGGACUCGGCAUCUGAUGGAGCGAGUGACGUUGAGAGUCUCGAUGACGACAACGAAGACCUCACCGAGUGCUUUGACCGCGUGUUUUACUACUCGCAGUGAGCAAAGGAGUGAUUUCACGAUCACCGCUACGAAUGCCACUGCCGAGCACAUUCGUCACGUCAAAGCACAAAACCCUACAAGUGCUGUGAGCCAUGGGCGAAAUCAUGUUGGAGCAGUGGCUCACAUCAGCACUCACUUCUGCUCCGUCAACCCCCAUCUUUUCCGACUCUUAGCUUACCUAGUGUUUUCUGUUGACUUUUUGAGUUUUUGGUCUUCUCAUGCCUCUCUUUGGUGCCCUUGUUAAGCUUUUUAGGCUUAGUGCUCCAAAUCUUACCCAUCUUCUCCCAUAAAUCUCCCUUUUCCAUGCCCUUCCUCUUCUAACGAUUACUAGUCAUCAAUAUUUAUAUUACGUGCUCCGGUUUUCUUCUCCACAGCUACGAUUCUAAGCUAUCAUUGUUCAUUCUUUAUGUGGAUCUAAGAAUCUGCACCCUCGCUUCUUUUCUCGGAGGUCAAGCCAUACCUCAAGCUCGUUUAUUUCGAUUUAUUUUUGAUUUUCCUAUCCAUGACUGCCUUUCGCAAAGCCACAUACUUUUCUUUCAGCCUCUCAGCUCUCACUUCUUAUCUUCAUCAUUUCUUGAGUACACACUUAUACAAAAUGAUGUGUGCUCCAACCAUAUGGUUUAUUGUUCUCGAUAUGUGCUUGGAGUGGUGUUGUAGCAGUACAUUUUCGUGACAAUUUGUUGAGAAAUAAUAGAGUUAGAGAACCAGUUGUGGACAUAUUAAUAAAUGAAAAAAUCCAUUGAACAGAACAUGCGUGCCAAAUAAGUGAUACCAGG